AAACGAACAAUCUCAUCUGUCGCGUCGCUCCUUUCGCGUGGGUGCAUCGACCGUCUUUUCAUCAGUAUACAUUCUUAAUCUCUUCUCCUGUUUGUCUGUUUACGCCGCGGGAAACAUGCGGUAACGGAGUGAGUACAGCACAUGCAGGCCGCGCUUGAAACGGACGCACAAGCUCGAACUGAAGCUUGGGGACCCUGAAUGCGUUUGGGACUGGCAUCAUGGGCGAAGCUGACAUUGGCACCCCGCGCUCGACCGCCGACCCGCCGCUGCUGAAGGCGCCGAAGGACAAGAACUGCCCCUUCUGCGGCCAGGCCUUCACCUCGAGCUCGCUGGGACGCCAUCUGGACCUGUACAUCCGACCGAAGAACCCGAAGGCAGCCGAUGGCAUUCACAUCGUCGACGAGAUCAGGAAGCUGCGCGGCGGCAUCACGAGGCGGCAGGCAAAGGGCAGCAUCUCGAGGAAGGGGGAGGACAGCGGCGACUGCACGCCGGUGGACAACAAACACAGCGUGGCCAGCGAAGGGUCGUCGACAUUGGUGCAGAGCCCCGAAGAUGACGACGAGGGGCUGGGCAUCGAUAUGGGGAAGACGAGGGGCCAGUUCAAGGACGUGAGCUGGGGCUGCAGCAACCGGCAGCUGUCACAGCGACUGGGCACGAAGGCGCCAGAGACGCGGCGUGAUGCAUCGCGGCAGAUGCGCAAGCAGGAGCUGGACCAGCGGCAGAGGCAUGCCGACGACCUGGAGACGGCAAAGGCGGCAGAGCUGGCGCUGAGGGAGCUGCUGAAGAGCGUGCGAGAGGCGAAUGUCAAAGCAACCGGAUGCGGCCUGUUCGACUUCGACCCUUACACGCUCAACUUCCCCUCGCUGUGUCUGCACAUCCUGCCGGCCCCCUCCACCCUUUUCGCGUCCCAGCCGUUCCCCACCGCCGACUCAUGGUCCAUCGCGCCGCCCGGCCAGAAGCAGCUCGACGCUCUCAAUCGCUGCGUGCGUGAGCGCCUGCUGGCCCACCAGCGCCAGCGCCAGAUCAACCAGGUCUACCCAGCCGCUGGCCACUCGGACCCCGCCUCUGCUGCCAACUCGCCACUGCCCACGCCGCCGCUGUUCGACCCCGACCCACAGAAGCUCUUCAACCACAUUGCAGACGCCUUCAACCACUGGACGCACCAGUCCGACCAGACGCGUCAGGAGUACUGGCAGAUCGAGAUCCUCCGCUGCUAUGCCCGAGCAAACGACUCGCGCAGGGAGACGGAGGUGCAGCUGGAGAACGCGCGCAGGGAGAUCGAGUACCUCAAGGCCAACAGGUGGACCUCUGGAGCCCCUGAUCUCUCGCCUGUCAGCAUCACGCUGGGCGCGGAUACGGCCAAGGAGCUGGGCAAGCAAGGCAUGGACUUCCGCAACUGGGACUUUGACCGCCUGACCGACAAGUGGCGAGCUGUGGUCCGAGAGAACAGGUCUGCGUCGUCAGGCAUGGCGGCGCAGAAGCAGUUGCCGGACUCGAGAAGCUGCUCUAUGGCCAGCCUACCUCCCCACCCUUUCGCUGCGGUGAGCAGGCCCAGUCAGAGCAGCCCCAUGAAGAUGGACACAGGCAUGCCCUUCUCUGCGCCAGCGACCGUGAAUGGCGAGAGUGACCAGGUCGAUGCUGAGGGCGAUGACGAUGAUGAGGACCUCGAACUUGACUCCAGCGGACUGCAGGUUCAAGACGACGAGGCCAAGUUUCAGCAGCAUCCUCAACCUCCCCUCUCGAUGCCACAACACCAUGGUCUGCCACUCCAGCCAACACCCAUACAUCCCUCACAACAGCUUCACUCGCACAUGCAAGCCCCGAUGCACGUCACGCAGGCCCAAGCUCAAGCCUCGAUACAGGCUCAUGCACACGCUCAAGUGCAGGCACAGGCACACGCACAGGCUCAAGCAUGGGCCGCAGCUCGCCAGCACAUGAACCAGUCGCGGAACCAGAACUACAGCCCACACCACCAACAACAAAUAUCUCCGCACCCUCAGCAUACCCAGCAUAUGGGGUCCGCCACGAACAGUCGCCGACCGUCCGUGGUCAUGAUGGAUCCUCAUGUCAUGAAUACAAGCGGCAUGACUGGUCCAAUGGGCAUGCCAACCGGUAUGGAAGGCAUUGAAGGCCAUCAAGACCAGUACCUCAGGAUGGACAUCGGUCCUAUCGCCGGCUUCGUUGGUUCGAACGACGGCGGCGUCUCGAUGGGCACAUGAUCCAUCCCACUUUCAACGGCCAUCCGCAAGGUCGUGAAGCGUACAGUGGCGCUACGACGGAACGCGGCUCUGGCGCAGUUAUAAUCUCGCGCAGCUUUUCGCAACCUUUCCUUGCGCCUACCACCGUCGAUCUACCUUUGUUUGGAUACCCAUAUACCC
Molecule: messenger RNA, 2378 nt
Organism: Macroventuria anomochaeta
Lineage: Eukaryota; Fungi; Ascomycota; Dothideomycetes; Pleosporales; Didymellaceae
Exons: 2
Coding region: 219-2219 (666 amino acids)
Source: RefSeq, a predicted model, not a curated record